AAUCUCAAUGGACAGGGACAUCAGGAGAACUAUAGAGAACAGAACGCAUCAAAUGGGGAGAUUGAAGAUCAAAUACCACCAGCAGUCACGGAAGAGGAAGUAGGGCUAGCUGUAAGAAGAACAAAGAAUGGCAAAGCGAAUGGUCCAGACGACACACGAAGUAAGUUCUGGAAAAUCUCUGGACAACCUGGAGCCACUUAG
Messenger RNA from Cylicostephanus goldi, 201 nucleotides. Lineage: Eukaryota; Metazoa; Nematoda; Chromadorea; Rhabditida; Strongylidae. The record is from the annotation of a GenBank genome assembly.